GCCGUGGGAGUAGAAUGAGUGAUUUUUUUGAAGAAUCGAUUCUUUUUCGGUCGAUUCAAUUCGGUCUUUUAAAUCGAUCUUACGGAUUCGAUUAAUCCAAUGAAUCGAUUCUAGAGUAACCUGCUGUCAUCAACAAUUAACCUAAGGAGUUAUGUGGUCAUACUUUAAAUAUCUAAACGGUUUUAAUUAAGAAAGAUUAUAGAAAAAGAAUCCAUUUCAAGGUGGUGAAUGCCAUGAAUUGUCCAGAACUUGUUUCCGAUUACAGUCAUCCAGCAAUCAAGUGGUAUCAGACGGAUCUAACGGUCGUCAUUAGCAUUCAGUUGCCCGAUGUGUCCAAUUACUACAUCCGAAUCGAGGACGAUUGUUUACAGUUUAGUACAGAGACGAAUGGUAAGAAAUAUUAUGUUGUUCUGCAUAUGUUUGGGUCGGUAAUAGCAGAGAAAACGGUGCACAAAAAUGUUGGGAGAGAAAUUAAAAUCUAUUUAAAGAAGGGACUUAAAUGGUACUCAUGGUUAAGAUUGCUCAAGUCCAAAGAAAAGACUCCUCUUAUAUCAUAUGAUCCAGCACAUAUACAGGAAACUACGAUAUUGGAUUACGCUAAGAAUUAUGAUAUAAAUAGAUUCCAAAAGUAUAAGCUUAAAAACAACAUACACAACAUAAUGCCCGUUGUGCCAUCAAGUGAUGAGGAUGAAUCAGAUGAUGAUGACUAUUUCUCAGAAAACGUUUUUAGUUAUGGUUAACAUAUUUACAUAAUUAUUAAUAAGAAUUAUAUAAAUUAUAUAAUUAUAUGUAAUUAUAUUGUAUUUUUGUGAUAUACAUUUUUAAUGCAUAAAAAACAAAAGGCUUUUGAUAUUUGCUUUUUGCAGUAUUUUUGCAACUUUUUGCAAUGUUACUUAUGUCUUAAUUAUAUUAUAUAAUAUUGUACAAUAUUAUGUAAUGUUAAUUAAAAAUUUAUACAGUACAUGUAUCACAUUUAAAUUUAAAUUAUCUAUUAAAUUUUUUAAGAGUGAAAGAGGACUUUUCUGUAUCAAAUAGCAGAUAAGCAAUAAUCAUACUUAAUUUUUACAACUAUAAUAAUCCCUUUUCAUUAAACAGAUUUAUUGAAACUUCUAAUCUGUCAGCUGAGAGCUCUAACAAGUAUUAUACAAGUAUAUAAUUUUUGUCUUUGUUCAAUCAUUUUUAUUUCCACAAUUAAAAUAAUUUCUUUAUUAAAGAAAUAUAAUAUUUUACUGUUACAUAUAUUUUCACACAUCAUAAAAGUGAAUUAUUUAUAAAAUAAACACAGGAUUUUCACUUACAAAUUAAAUGUCGAAAAGAUCAAAUGUUAUGAAAUUAAUGCGUCAUUGUCAUCACAUAUAUACUUUUUUAAAUAUAAUUUAAUAUAUUUUCAAAAUAUUGUGUGAGAAAUAAAAUCUCAAAGAUAUUCAUAAAUUGUAUACUUCAUAUAUACAUACAUAUAUAUAUAUAUAUAUGUGUGUGUGUCUUAUUAUUUAUUAUUGUAUGUAUGGAAUGUCAUUAAAAAACUGACUGGCCCAAGAUAACUGAUACUUAUAAAUUAUAAGCAAAUUUUAUAAACAUAUCUUUGGCAAUAUGUUGAAUUGCUAUUCAAAACUAUGAUAUAUAUUUAACAAAUAUUUUGAUGGUAACUACCUUAAAAUAACAAUAAAACGCUUAGCGAUUACGUUCUUUCUAAACGAGUCGUUCAUUUCCUACUAAAACUAAUUAUCUAAUAAGUUUAUAACGGUAGCACCAGAAAAAUUUGUUCAAAAAACUUAUAAAUAAUCUUUUCAAUUAAUUAUAAGGAAAUGUACAUUGUCUUAUGUAUAUUUGAAUUUAUAUAAGGAACAAUAUAUUACAUAUUAAUUUCAU
Monomorium pharaonis (pharaoh ant) is the source of this 1869-nucleotide messenger RNA. Its product is annotated as co-chaperone protein p23-1. Bases 234 to 740 code for a protein of 168 amino acids. Gene Ontology annotation, molecular function: protein-folding chaperone binding; Hsp90 protein binding. The record is from RefSeq and is a predicted model, not a curated record. Gene Ontology annotation, cellular component: nucleus; cytosol. Gene Ontology annotation, biological process: protein folding; chaperone-mediated protein complex assembly. NCBI's taxonomy places the organism in Eukaryota, Metazoa, Arthropoda, Insecta, Hymenoptera, Formicidae. The transcript is spliced from 4 exons.